AUGAUACCUGGAGCUGUCCUCCUCCUGCUGCUCCUCUUCCCAGAUGGAGUGUCUUCUCGAAAAGUGUGCAGCUACCAGGACGUGCUCGACCACCUGAACCUGACCAGAGGUAACGAGGUGUUCACGUCCACGCGGCCCGUCCUGGAUCACACACACCGCACUGUGGUGCAGCUCAAUGUCUAUCUCUACUCCAUCGUGGCUGUGACUGAGAAAACACAGACGUUUGUUCCUGUCAUCUGGAUUGAAAUGAAGUGGCACAAUGAGCGCAUCUCUUGGGACCGUUCUCAGUUUUGUGGGAUCAGUCAGGUUUCUCUUCCCAGAGAAAUGCUGUGGAAGCCAGAUCUGUUCAUCUAUGAGAUGACGCAGAGCGAUGAAAGCCUCCCAAGCCCAUAUCUGUACAUCACAGACAAGGGCGUCGUGUCGUUUGAGGGGGACCUUAAGGUGGUCAGCAGCUGUAAACUGGACGUGCACAAGUUCCCCUUCGACACACAGCACUGCAGCCUCACCUUCAGCUCCCUCAUAUAUAUGGUGGAUGAAGUGCAUCUCGUCCCGUUCUCCAACUCGUCCCGGGCCACGCAGUUUUCUCGUGAGGUGAUGAAGGCGCAGGGCGAGUGGGAGUUCCUCAACCUGGCGAUCUCUAACAUCACCGUCAGUUUCGAACGAGGAGAGUGGGACCAGAUCAUUUACACCGUCACCAUGAGGAGGCGGCCCCUCCUCUACGUCGUCAACUUCCUGUUGCCCAUCCUGUUCCUUCUGUGUCUGGACCUGGCCUCCUUCUUCAUCUCAGAUCAUCGGGGGGAGAAGCUGGGCUUCAAAGUCACCGUGCUGCUGGCUGUCACUGUGAUGCAGCUCAUUUUGAACGACAUCCUGCCUUCCAUGUCCAACAACACUCCGCUCAUUGCGACCUUCUGCAUUGUGAUUUUUGGUCUGAUGCUGCUCAGUCUCGUCGAGACGAUCUUGGUGACACAUCUGAUGGAGAGGGACUCUCCGUCUCAGGAGAGCUGCAGGCCGGGGGAUGAAAAGGAGGAAAACCAGAGUCCCCAUGUGUGUCCCUGUGAGGCGCCUGGUGGUGACACACCUGAGGAGGUGGGGAGCGGCAGGCCGGCAGGAGAGUGUGGUGUGCUGCUGUUGAUCCUGGAGGAGCUGAGGAGGCUGCAGAGGAGCCAGGCGUUGCUCCUCAGCGACACGAUGGACGGAGGGACGCCGGGCUGCUGGACCAGAGCCGCCACCAAAAUCAACACCCUGUUCUUCAUUUUCUAUGUCGUCACUGUCUCACUUUUUCUAAUAUUUAUAUGUAAAGAAUGGAGCUCUUAGAGAACACCGGGGUGUUGAGUCAUUUUUGGAGCGCUGUAAGGUUUUGGGAAGGUUAUUUAUGAAAUAAUUACUAGUUCUCUUGUUAAAAAUGUAAUUUAACUAUCUUAAUCACUCCAUGAAAUUAUUACAUGACUGAUUACUUUUUAACUGCUUUUCUAACAAAUGUUUAAAACUGCUAUAUAACUUGAAUUAAGAUCAGAUGUUUUGAUUUUUAAGCACAACCACCGAAACAAAUGACACUUAUUAUUUUUUUAAUUUUUUAAAUUAAUUAAUUUUUUUUUUUAUGUCAAGGACGCCCAGAUUGAUACACCUUGAACCUGUGUUUGACAUGAUGUUCGCCAAGGUUAUUAUAGUUAAGUAAAACUACACUAAAAACUAAAGCUAGAUGUGAAAAACAA
This is a messenger RNA of Myripristis murdjan (pinecone soldierfish), 1712 nucleotides long. RefSeq names its product 5-hydroxytryptamine receptor 3E-like. Gene Ontology annotation, molecular function: transmembrane signaling receptor activity; extracellular ligand-gated monoatomic ion channel activity. Gene Ontology annotation, biological process: monoatomic ion transmembrane transport. The record is from RefSeq and is a predicted model, not a curated record. NCBI's taxonomy places the organism in Eukaryota, Metazoa, Chordata, Actinopteri, Holocentriformes, Holocentridae. Gene Ontology annotation, cellular component: membrane. The transcript has 10 exons. The coding region runs from base 1 to 1314 and encodes 437 amino acids.